AUGCCGCCUCUCACUUCUCUCGAUGGCGGCUCUGGUUCUCCAAUCCCGGCCUCACCUCUCCUUCGAUUGCCCAGCCAUCGUCCUCCCUUGAACCUUCACAGCCUCAUCCUCUUCCCCUUGACUCAUCCUCAUUACCUCGUCGGUCUGUGCGUGUCCCACGUCAUUCUUCCUAUCUUCAGGACUAUGAAGCUCAUCACACCGCCUUGCUCACGCCCGGAGUCGCUUCUUCCUCCACGUCUAGAACUAGGUAUUGACUUCACUGACACAUUUGCUCCGGUUGCGAAGUUGAUCACUGUCCGCUACUUACUCACGGUUUCGGCUGCUCGCCAAUGGUUUCUUCAUCAAAUGGACGUUCAGAAUGCGUUUCUCCAUAGCGACCUCCAUGAGGAGCUUUACAUGUUACCUCCGCCUGGUUCACGUCGACAAGGGGAGCAGCAGGUUGUAUGUCGACUUCACAAGUCCUUAUAUGGACUGAAACAAGCUCUACGGAGGUGGUUUCGAAAGUUUUCAUCUAAUAUAUGUGGCAUUGGUUUCAAGCAAUCUAGGGCAGAUUACUCUCUGUUCGCACAGGUACAUGGAAGUUCCCUGACUAUUAUAUUGCUCUAUGUAGAUGACAUGAUCAUCACAGGGAAUGAUGAAGAGGUAAUCUGUAAAUUGAAGCAUUUCCUUGGAAACCAAUUCCGAAUCAAAGAUCUCAAACCCUUGAAAUAUUUCCUUGGUGUUGAGGUGGCACGGUCAAAAACGGGAAUUUCUAUAUGUCAACGCAAGUAUACUCUUGACAUUUUGGAAGAAGCUGGACUACUUGGAGCUAAACUAGCCAAGGUUCCCAUGAAUCCUGAUAUAACAUUAUCUUCUACAGGUGAACUGCUCAAAGAUCCUACUAGGUAUCGACGCUUAGUUGGAAAGCUAAUCUAUCUCACAAUUACAAGGCCAGAAGUUACUUAUGCAGUCAAUACACUCAGUCAAUUUAUGCAAGAGCCUAAACGUCAACAUCUUGAUGCUGUAAAUCGUCUACUUCACUACCUUAAAGGAGCUCCAGGGCAAGGGCUGUUAUUCUCUACACAGAACAAGUUGAACCUAAUUGGUUAUUGCGAUGCUGAUUGGGCUUGA
Prunus armeniaca (apricot) is the source of this 1110-nucleotide messenger RNA. The record is from the annotation of a GenBank genome assembly. Lineage: Eukaryota; Viridiplantae; Streptophyta; Magnoliopsida; Rosales; Rosaceae.